GUGUCGCGACUCAGUCAUUUCUCAUUGGUAAGGAAUGCUUGUCUUUCGAAAGAACGGAAGUGAGCCGACCAUUUUGAGAGCCCGCACCGCGUAGAGUGAUGGAGAAGAGUCACACGGUGAAGCUCUUUGUGGGCAACCUGCCCCUGGACACCAGCCAGGAGGAGCUGUCGGCUAUCUUCGAGUCGUACGGCCAGGUGGUGAGCUGCAGCGUGCUGCGCCAGUUCGCCUUUGUGCACCUGGCGGGCCAGGGCGCUGCAGAGCGCGCCAUCCGCGAGCUCAAUGGCCGUGAGUUCCGCGGCCGGAACCUGGUGGUGGAGGAGUCGCGGGGUCGGCCGCUGCACUCCACCAAGGUGUUCGUGGGGAACCUUAGCGGCAUGUGCACCACCGAGGACCUGCAGGAGCUCUUUCAGACCUUCGGGAAAGUUCUAGAAUGCGACAAAGUGAAAGCCAGGCUCUCGUCCUCCACAGGCUACGCCUUUGUGCACAUGGAGAACAAGGAGGACGCGCUGAAGGCCAUCGAGGCGCUGCACGGCACCUCUUUCAAGGGCCGCCCGCUGUCCGUGGAGCUUUCCAAGGUGCAGCCCAACAAGCAGGCACCCACCGGCAAGAUCCCCUGCGUCAGCUGUGGCAAACAGGGCCACUAUGCUGGCGAGUGCCCCGCCGGCAAGGCCUCCUCCCUGGAGCAGUACCAGAGCCAGGCGGCAGUCUUAGCCGCCGCUGCUGCCGCCGCAGCCGGCCUGCCGCUACAAGUCCAACAGAGCGUUCAUAACUCCGUAUAUAACACGUCGACGCUGGACCCCACGUACGCCGCGCUGACGGGGCUCACAGCGGGCACCAGCGCCCGGGCGGCCGCAGCGGCAGAAGGUAGCGCCCUGGCGCCCGCUGUGUACGGAGCCCUGGCGAGCCAAGUCUACGGCAGCGUGCCUAACGCCCUCUAUGGCUCGGUAGCCAAUCAAGCCGCGGCCGCCGCCACCUUAAACCACGCCCUCAACCCCGCUGCCGGCGCAGCCGCCCAGCUGUACGGCUCCGUCAGCCCAGCGCUGGCAUACGGACAGAUGACCAGCGGGGCCGCGUUGGCAUCCGCUGCUGCCGCCGCCGGGUACGGGCACCAAGUCUACGCAAGUCCCAUGGGCAACCCGGUGUUCCUCGCCGCCCCCGGCAUGGAGAUGUCAGCCGCCGCCGCGUCAGUCAACCCGGCGUACACCAUGGCGCCCACACUGUACACCACCUCGCCGGCCUACGCGGCGUUGGGCGCGGCCGACCCCAGUGCCCUGCUGGAGGCGGCGCGGGCACACUACCUGGCGCAGGGCCAGCAGCAGAUGCUGGAGCAGCACGGAGGGGGCAAGGCGGAGAGGGACCGCAGCCCGCUCAGGAGGGCGGCCGCCCCGCUGCUGCCCGACCCCGUCAUGAAGCCCUUCAUGUACCACCACCAGCGGGCCAAGAGGCGGGCGCUGCUGCCCACGCCCGCAGGACGAGCCGCCGAGGAGGCCGCGCAACAAGAGGAGGACGCCAUGGCCAGGUACUACAGUGAGUACUACCAGCAGUUGCAGCAGUACCCACAGUAUCAGUACGCCGCUGCCUACCCGCCCCCGGGCGCGUUGGCCGCCAUGCAGGGCCUGACCGCCAUCCCGGCCACCGCCAUCCCGGCGGCGGCCGCCGCAGCCCACGCGCAAGUCGCCGCCGCCGCAGCGCACCACGCCCACGCCAACGUCGCCAUGCCCGCGGUGCCGACGCCAGCCGCUGCAGCCCACGCAGCCCACCACGCCGUGGCCACCCUGGACGCAGCCCUCAGGCCAGUGCCGCUGCCCCCUCCUCCUCCCCCUCCGCCCUCCCCUCCCCCCGUUGUCUCUGCCCCCACCCCUCCUGUUGUCGCCUCUGCCGCCGCCGUCGCUGCCAUGGCCCCCCACCACCAGUUCCACCCCGCCCACCACCACCACCACCACCCGCACCACCACGCCCACCACCACGGCCACGGCCGCCUGUACGAGCCACAGCCGCCGCCGUCGCUGCCGCCUCCCCCCGCAGCCGCGCCCCAGGCCACCGCCCCGCAAGGCGCCCGCAAGGACGCCAUGCUGCGCACGCUGCACACGCCCGAGACCCCCUACCGAUAGUUUACCUCCUACCCCUUCGAAUCUAAGUCGACCCCCGUUUUAGAAAUCUCCAAAUUCUCCGAACCCCCACAGUUUACCUAUAGAUCUUCCUUCUACCUUUACCUCACUCUCCUUUCAAAUAUCCAAUCCCACCUUUACUUGGACCCCCUAGUGAUGGUUAACUUCCUGAACCUUCUUGACCCCCAACACCCCCCCCCCCCCCCACACACACACACACACACACACACACACAUAUCUCUCCAACGCUCCAAUUCUGCCUUUAUUUUGACCCCCUACCAAUAGUUAACUAUCCAUGCAAACCGACUUAAAACCCCUCCAUCUAAAUCUCGAAUCCGACUUCUUGAUCGCGUAUCCCCAAUCCCUACCUAAUUAUUUUGACCCCCUUCCCAUAGUCUACCCCCUCUCCGCGAAACCCCAAUCUUAACUGUCAUUUUGACCCUAUAUCGUAAGGUCACCCUCAUGAACCCCUUAUCCUCUACCAAACCCUCAAUCCUCCCUUUUUAAUUUGACCCCCACUGAUCUUUUUCCUCUCAAUUCCUCAAAAUGUUGACCCUUUACAAAUAGGUUGUCCUUCCUUUCCUCUCCAAUCCCAUCAAUAGCGUACCCCAUCCCCAAAUCCCUCUUCUUAACCUUUCCUUUUAUUCUGACCCCUUACCGAUAGUUAAACCCCUUCCCCAACCCUCCAAACCUUACGUUUCCCUAGUUUUAACCCUAAUGCCACUCGUCCAAACCCUCAACUCUCCAAACCCUACCCUUAUUUGACCUUUGGAAUUAUCCAAAUCCCCCAUUUAUUCCGACCUUAUCUGACACACACACACACACAACAAACCCCCCUGUGCCCACCACCCCUUCCUUUUAAAACUCUCCUUUCUCUCCCAAGCCAAACUCCUCCCCUCCCUUGCGCCAACUCAUCCCCACGAUCUUUAGAACCCGCAAACUUGGCUGUGUUACGUGAAUGAAGGAAUGAAUGAAAGAGAAUGAAUGUGUGGGGGGUCUGUACGUGUUUAUUUCUGUUUAUUUCUGUAUGUCUGUACGAGGGUGCCUCUCUAGUGUAUGUUAAUGUCGUGAAUGUUUGAUUGAUUUUAAGUGUGCGCGGAUGUGUGCCUUGGGGUGUUCAAAGGGUUGGCUCGCUUUGUAACCUUAAUGAUAAAAAUGGACCCUUAAUCUUGGUUCUGGUACCGUGUGCAAGUGUGGAAGACAUUCUACGUAUACUUCCUCUACAUCUUAUACUUUUUUAAAUUAGAAAUUGUUUCUAGUUUCGUCUCACAGAAGUAUAUGUAUAUUCUCAUUAUUGUAUGCUAUGCCUUUAGCACGGCUAAAGUUGGAGCUAGAGUUCAUGUAGCAGAAGUGCUAAAGUUUUUGUUUUUUUCGUGCCGUUAUAUAAUCAGACACGUUCUAAUCACCAGCCAUGAGUUUGUGUACUUGGUUUACAUUUUUUUUAAAUGGUCAUGAGGAAUUCGUGACAGCUUAAUGAAUGUUGUGUAAUGUCAUUUAAUGGACAAAGGAGAUACUUGAUCUUGGUUUUUCAUAUACAUUUUUUUUGGAAACUGGAGAACUAAUGGAAUUUGUGUAAGAGUUUGGUGAGCUUCCUCAUAACUGAAGCCUCGCGGAAUGACAAACAAACAAAAACAUGCAUGAAAGGUCCAGAACCAGGGUAGGGGCCUUUUGAAUAUUCUCUUUUAAAAAAUAUAUAUUUCAAUUUUUGUUUAUGUGCCAAAACACUUUGGCCAUGUGUUAUGGGAGUGUGUAUAAUGCAGUGUGUGAUGGGUGUAUGGGAGUGUGUGUUUGUGUGUGUAUGUGUGACGACAUGCGUAUGUGUGACAUGUUUUGCUUUUGGCGGUCAUAAACACACACAUACACAUAUGGCUAUAAGGGAAAUACUUAAAGUGCUUCACUGACUUAUUCACACACACACUCAAACAUGCAUAUUUUGUACAACUUUAACAUUGGGAGGCUGAUGAUGCUUUGUAAUGAAAUACAGCGCUACUACCCCCUUACGACUUCUACCCUUUUCCAAUCCUACCUGCCCCCCCAAAAUGCCUAUCCUCUCCACCAACCAAAAUGUUCAACAACACUGUGACUCAUGCAUCACACCUCACUGGGAAAAAAAGGUUAGCCUAUUGGCAAAGAGGGUGGGCAAGGGUUUAGCCUAAGAGGGAAGAGGAUGGGGAACCGGUUCGCCAAUGAAAUUAAGAUGCGGAAGGGAUGUAGUUUAUCCUAUGAGAUAGUAGAUGUAACCAGUUGCCACUUCAAACCUGGCCUAGUAUAGUUUACACAGUGGAGAUGUAACGCUCCAAAGCUACCCUAUCGGACGCUAUUAUUUUUGAGGGAGAGCCAAUCGCAGAAGGCUUUUGCCAAGGCCUAUCCAGUCGGAGAAUAGAUUGGAUGAUGUAUUUGAUAGCCUUUAACUAGCUGUCUCUAUUUCCACGCUGGCCAGCAAUCUACCACUUAACUGCCAUUAGUGCAUUUUUUAGGAUGUUAUUGUCAUUAUGUGGCAUCUCUGAACAUUGUGUCUGUAACACUUAAGAAAAAAACACUUUUUAUUGAUUUAUGUUUUCUGUUCUUGAACUUUUUUUGGUCAUUGUGUUUUUGUAACUAGGAAGGGACAUUUAACAUAACCGAUUUAAAUACUGUAGAAUUUUUUAAAACAAUAAUAUAACGGUUCCCCUUAGUGGACCUGUUAGCCUGUGGCUUUCAAGCAAGGCAGCACCUUGUGAAUUAUGUAUAUGGCCAAAAUUAAUCUCUAUGUCUCUCUUUCUCUCUGUGUUCUCUGUCUCAGACCCUCUAGUCGGUAUGAGGUUGGAGUUGCUUAAUCGUGAAUAAUGCCUUAGUAAUGGACUGUAAAUAGAAUUUAUUUCUUUUUUUCUAUUGUAGGUGCUGAACUGCAGUUUAACAAUGUGAAAACAUGAGGGAAAUCCUUGCCUGAUUUUUUUUUUUUAUUAUUAUUAUUAUUCAUUUACCUUGUAUUGUCAUGCAGUGGAAAGAGAUUAAAUUGGAGAUUUUGGGAGAUUUUAAACAUCAGUUUCUUUCAGUUUUCUCACACCCCCUCUCCUCAUUGCUGCUCAUUCACAGAACCAGACACCUGUUAGUUGUACAAAACCCUGUCUUUGUUUCCUUCCCUUUCAGCCUGCACACUCAUAUUGUCUCUAUUUCUACAGUCAAUCAUCUCUCCUUCCUUGCGUUUCCUCUGUUAUUCUGUUUUUCUGUUUCAUUCUGUGCCUCACAUGUGGGUGUCUUUUCUGGACAUUUGUAAGCACAUGCAACACUCUUGACACAUGAGAUGAUGAUGCACACACACAUGCAUUUGUUUUCCCGGAAAUGUCACCUUUCCAAAAAA
Messenger RNA from Engraulis encrasicolus (European anchovy), 5448 nucleotides. It is a transcript of the gene rbm14b, whose product is annotated as RNA binding motif protein 14b. The record is from RefSeq and is a predicted model, not a curated record. The coding region runs from base 99 to 2111 and encodes 670 amino acids. Gene Ontology annotation, molecular function: mRNA binding; zinc ion binding. The transcript is spliced from 5 exons. Gene Ontology annotation, cellular component: nucleus. NCBI's taxonomy places the organism in Eukaryota, Metazoa, Chordata, Actinopteri, Clupeiformes, Engraulidae.